AGAUGGGCAGCGGGGCUAGAGAUGGGCAGUGGGGUUAGAGAUGAGCACUGGGGCUAGAGAUGGGCAGCGGGGCUAGAGAAGGGCAGCCGGGAUAGAGAUGGGCAGCGGGGCUAGAGAAGGUCACCGGAGCUAGAGAUGGGCAGCAGGGCUAGAGAAGGGCAGAGCGCUGGGCCUGGAGCGAGCUCCACGAAAGGACAACCAAAAGUCUGACACAAACAGGGCCUAAGCCUCCGGGCCAACCUGCACCUGCACCUUCUGAGAAGCAGCUGGCACAAGGCUGGCCCUGGGGCUCAGGGGGACCAACAGGCCCACAAAUGUUAGGACUUUCCUGGGGCCUUUUCUGUGCCAGGCACCUGCUGAGGGCCGUGGGCACACCAGGAAAAGGGCCCGAGCCUGGGGGAGCCCCAAGAAUCUGGUCCCGGCUCCCCCCACUCCAAAUCCAGCCAACUUUCUCUUUUUGGGGGGAUGGGCACAGUUUGAUACCAACUCUUAAUGAUAAUAAUAGUAUCAAACCCAGAGCAGGGAGGGACCCCAGAGAGGGAUUGGAUCCUCAUUCUCGCCUUGACCUUUGACACUGACCUUUGUUUACUCUUACCAUCUCUGACUCGGUCCACGCCCACCCCUUUAUCCCACAGCACUAGGACCCUUUCCCGCGCAUCCAAAUAUGCUCAACGAUUGACCUUUGACCUUCACUGAGAUUUAUUCCUGACUUUCGACCCCACGUGACUGUCGCCUUUGAUCGUGCGAUGACAUCACUUGUUUUUGAUCCCCACGUGAUUCCAUCCACGCGACGCUUGGGCCCCACCAAUCCCCAAGGGUUCCGCCCCGUGAUCUCUGACCCGGCUCUUUCCCCUCCCUCCUCGGCGUGCUCCGACUUUUCCACGCCCCUACCCCUUCCCCUUCCGCCAGAUGGGGCGGGUCGGAGCAUCUGCGCAGGCGCCGAGGCUUUGAUGCCUUUGUUUCGGCGUACGUCACCUGAUGCGUUCGCCAUCCUGCCUUUUCUAGGGAGCCUCCCUCCGGUGACGUCAUUGUCAUGACUGAGGGCCGUGACGUCACCUAAUUAGAUUUCUUCUUGCCCCUAAGCUCCGCCCUACGUAGGGGGGCGGGACCCCGGGGAGCUGACCGCCCUCGGUACUGCGCCGGACGCCGGGUAUUUAUUUACCGCGAGUCUUGCGGCCCGGUCCGCACGAGGGCGUGGCUAGCGCGUGAGCCCGUGGUCCUUGCCAGCCCCAAGCAUGCCUGCCCCGAAGGGGGACGUGACCGCCCUAUUCCUUGGUCCCCCGCGUUCGGGAAAGUCGGAGCUCAUCGCGGCACUCAGGGAGGCUCCAGAGGCCUGGCACGAAGAUGCCCGAGUCCCCGCCCUCUACCCCGCAGGCCCGGGCCUCUUCCUGGGCGAGCUGAGCUGCCCUCCGGCACCCCCCGAACCCUGGGCAGCCGAGGCUGACGUGCUGGUGCUGGUCUGGGGGCCCCGCGGCGAGAACGGAGAGGAGGAAGAGGAUGGGACUCUGCCCGAAGGGCUGGGGGCAGCUGGGCGAGCAGCGCUGGCUCGGGGGGCACCCCUGCUAGCCGUGUGGAGCCGGGGCCCCAGGAACGGGAAACCGGGCAGCCCGGAGCAGCCUGAAGACCUGGAGCAGGAAAGGGUGAAGGCGGCUGCUCAGCUGGCCGCUGCCGGGCUGGGGGCGGCUCCGCUUUAUGUGCUUAGCCGGCCUGGGCCCCAAGGCGCUGACCUGACCAGACUUCGGGAGGCGCUACGCGACCGGGGGGCGGCGCUGGAGAGGCUGCUGCCUCCUGCCCAGGAAGGCUUCGAGGUCGUAGGAGGGGCCGAGCUAGAGGCGGUGCGCGAGGCUUUCGAGGCGGGCGGCCUGGAGGCCGCCAUGACCUGGCUGCGCUCGGGCCUCGAGCGUCUGGGCAGCGCCCGGGUGGACCUGGGCGUGGCCGGGGCAGAAGCCCCCACGGUCAUAGGCUCCCUUCUUGGGCAGGACCCUGAGCCCACUCCCUCCUGUCCCGGACCGGCCCCCCAUCCUGCCCCCGAGAGGCCCAAUGUGGUGCUCUGGGCACUGCCGGCCGACGCUGACCCCGCCCCCGGCCCUGACCCCGGGCCAGCUCAUUACGAUGCCCUGGUGCUGGUGGUUCCGGGAGCCCCGGAGCCGGCCGAUGUCGCCAGAGGGAAGGCGCUGGCGGGCCCUGUCACGCCCCUCUUCUUCGUGAGGACUGACGGCGAGGGCGAGGACCCUGAGCCAGAGGAGGACGAGGAGAAAUCCGGCGGAGGGGACGGGGAGGACAGAGGGAACUGUGGCGGCGGGAAGGACGCGGGCCGCGGGACCACGUCGGGCGGCGGGGCUGGGGGGCGGCAGACAAAGUCGGGUGGGGGGGAUGGGGAGGAGGAGGGCUGGGAAGUGCUGGGCCCCGAGGAGGCAGAGGAUGCCCCGCCGCCGGUCUUCCCUCUGCGGCCUGGGGGCCUCCCGGGCCUGACGGCUGCGCUGCGGAGAGCCCUGACCCCCGCCCAGGGGAGCGCUCUGCUGCUGGCGCUGCCCCCCGCGUCUGCUCGGGCGGCGCGCGCCAAGGCGGACGCUCUGCGGGCAGGAGCGUGGCGCGCGGCGCUGCUGGCGAGCGUGGCCGCGGCUGCGUCCCCGGCCCCGGGGCUGGGCCACGCGUGCGACGUGGCGCUGCUGCGGGGUCAGCUGGCCGGCUACCGGCGCGCGCUGGGGCUCGAGGCGGCCGCCGUGGCGCGCCGGGAGCUCGCCCUGGGCCUGGAGCCCGGAACCCUGGUGGGGCGCGAGCGCUCGCGCCUGGCCUUGAACGGAGCGGCCCGUGGCGAGGUGGAGGCGCGCUUGCGGGGCUGGGCCGGCGAGGGGACCGCCGGCGGCGCGGCCCUGGGCGCGCUCUCCUUCCUGUGGCCGGCGGGCGGAGCGGCGGCCACCGGGGGCCUCGGCUACCGCGCGGCCCACGGCGUGCUCCUGGAGGCCCUCGACGAGCUGCAGGUCGACGCCGAGGCCGUGCUGGGCCCGGGCCCCGACGCUGAAUAAAGCCCAUCCAACUUUGCUGGGCCAGAAAUCCUGGGGGUGGGGGUGGGGGCGCUGCCGGAGAAGGACGCCUGCACGUUCCAGGAGCU
Antechinus flavipes (yellow-footed antechinus) is the source of this 3112-nucleotide messenger RNA. It is a transcript of the gene IRGQ, whose product is annotated as immunity related GTPase Q. NCBI's taxonomy places the organism in Eukaryota, Metazoa, Chordata, Mammalia, Dasyuromorphia, Dasyuridae. The transcript is spliced from 3 exons. The record is from RefSeq and is a predicted model, not a curated record. Gene Ontology annotation, molecular function: GTP binding. The coding region runs from base 1236 to 3026 and encodes 596 amino acids.